Messenger RNA from Postia placenta MAD-698-R-SB12, 642 nucleotides. RefSeq lists its product as hypothetical. Gene Ontology annotation, molecular function: dihydrofolate reductase activity; NADP binding. Lineage: Eukaryota; Fungi; Basidiomycota; Agaricomycetes; Polyporales; Adustoporiaceae. Bases 1 to 642 code for a protein of 213 amino acids. The record is from RefSeq and is a predicted model, not a curated record. Gene Ontology annotation, cellular component: mitochondrion. Gene Ontology annotation, biological process: glycine biosynthetic process; folic acid metabolic process; dihydrofolate metabolic process. The transcript is spliced from 2 exons.
AUGACCAGAUUGACCAUCAUCGUCGCCGCAACACUCACAAACGGCAUCGGCCAAAAUUCGCGGCUGCCAUGGCGGCUCUCCAAAGAGAUGGCUUACUUCGCGAAAAUCACAUCUAGUGCGCCAGAUGGUAGCAUGAACACGGUGGUCAUGGGCAGGAACACUUGGGAGAGCAUCCCGGCGAAAUUCAAACCACUCCCUAGACGACUCAACAUCGUCAUCAGCACUAACAAGCAAUACGAACUGCUGCCGGCGGAUGCUACUGUUCCAGCCGCACCCGUGUACCUUCACUCAAGUUUGGACACCGCGCUAGCAAGGCUCUCACACCCAGAAAAGCUGGAAGUCCUCAUUCACAGGUCGUUCAUCAUAGGCGGGGCCUCGCUGUACCGUGACACACUGGCACUUCUGCCCACCGCAGAUUCUUUCGUAGACCGAGUCCUGCUCACACGCAUACUCUCACCGGCCUUUGAACAAUGCGAUGUGUAUAUGCCCGACUUUCUGUCACAGCAGGGUUCAGCGAACGGUUUGCCUUCGUGGAGGAGAGCUGCACACGCGGAGCUGCAGGAGUGGGCCGGGUUCGAGGUGCCGCAAGGGAUACAGGAGGAAAAGGGUGUAAAAUACGAGUUCCAGAUGUGGGUGCGCUGA